This is a messenger RNA of Phytomonas sp. Hart1, 1248 nucleotides long. Lineage: Eukaryota; Euglenozoa; Kinetoplastea; Trypanosomatida; Trypanosomatidae. The record is from the annotation of a GenBank genome assembly.
GAUUAGCAAUAGAAAGUGGUAAUAGAAUGCCAUAUUAAAAAGGUGUUAGGGGACAACAACGAAAAAGAAUAGUUACCAUAUAUGGAUUUCUAAUUGUUGACGACAUUUUUUUUCUUUUGUUUAGUAUUGACCGUUAUAUAUAUAUAUAUAUAGCUACCUCUGAAAACAUUAAAUUGUGGUGAGUAGAGGAGGAAGUAGAAAUAGGUUGAAAAGCGUUAUCGGGGUAUUAAAAUGCUGCUUUACAAAGCACUUCAGCGGGCGGACUGCCCAAUCUGCUUACAAUCAAUAAUAAAGGUGAAAGAGCACGAAAAUGAGGAUCAGACAUUGCCGCUCUCGUCCUCAUCGACAGUUUUAGAUAAAACACCUUUAUUAAAUUCAUGCGAAGGAUUUCGUAUUACCUUCAGAGAAGAAAUGCUAAAUCUAUCGGUAACCCCAGGCAAUUUGAACGCUGUUGACCAGUUCAGUGAACCCAAUUUGAAGCGCCCUUCGAAAAUGCGUCGGGUAGAAAAUGAAGUGCAUAGCACAAAAGAAAAUAAUAUAGUGGUCCUGCGCUGUGGGCAUUUUAUGCAUAUUUUAUGUGUAGCCCAGCUAUUAGAAUUUUCCAGCGCCAAAACUGUGUUCGCUUGCCCAAUUUGCCGUACUGAGAUUAAUCGCAAUAACUUAGAGGCCGAUGUCAUUCGCUUCUCCCCGCGGACGCGGCCUCGCAAAGCCCCUGGCGACCUGUGGGGGUCCUCGCCGGGGUCGAACGAAGUGGCGAAUCACGUGGACGACCUCGUAAAGGAUCGUGUGGCAGUUCGUGUGGGUGGUCCUGUAACGGAUGACGUGGACGACCUCCUAAACGAUCACGCGCCCCCCCAACACACGGGUGAUGAGGCAGUGGUAGUGGGCCUCGGGCAGAUCCCCCCGCCUACGGCCUACGCCGAUCGCCUUGAGCGCUCCUCGAAGCAUUUCAAAGUUCGGCUGGGGAAUUUAGCUGGGCGGGCGCGGCAUCUUCAGGGGUCCUUUCAACAACUCCGCGAGGACUGCGCGGCUCUCGAGCAAACGGCGGCGACACUCCGCGCGCAGCGGCAAGUCCUCGCGGGAAAGGAGGCGGACGAGCAGCGCCUGGCGGAGCUCCGCCGGAUGAGCGCAGAGACGAAGCACUCCUGUGAUUCUCUCACCUCGGAGCUCGCAGCAUCCACGCGGGAGGAGCAAGCCCUCCGCCAUAAAAUUGAUAAAUACAAAAAGAAGGUCAUGCGUCUUUCCUAG